AUGACUGCAGCUGUAGAGCGGAAGUUUGUUAAUUUAAGGAAACGAUUGGAUCAGUUGGGAUACCGACAACCACUGGGAGUAGAAAGUUUGCCUCUGGUGGAAAAACUUUUCAGUGACCUCGUUCAUACAACCGAGAGCCUCCGGAGCACAAAGUUAUCUGCCGGUAAAAUUGAAAAAGAAUGCAGUAACUUUGACGUCGUUCUAGGACCUUAUCGAGAAGAAAAUGCCAGGCUCACACGUGAAAAUAAUGAAUUGCACUUAGAAGUUCUGAAAUUGAAAGAGCAAUUCGAAAAACAGGAGUUAUCUUCCUAUCGCAGAGAAAAAGAAAAAUUGAGUGAAGAACUCUUUGGAAAAACAGAGGAAAAACAAAAUCUUGACAUACUAUUAAACCAGACUCAAGUAGAAAACCACAGAUUGUCCAAAAAAGUUGAAAACCUUGAAAUUAUAAAUCGGGAACUUGUCAUAGAGCUGGAGAGAAUGAGGCUUGAGGGUGGCAUAGCACUUGGAGACAAGUCCCCUUCUCGCCUAGAUGCAUUUGUGAAGACCAUAGAAGAAGACAGGGACUAUUAUAAGCGAGAACUAGAGUGUCUCCAGAAGAUAUUUAAAAGAAGAUCUAGCCCAUUAAGUGAAGACCUUAGGUUAGUUAUACGAGAGAGAGAUGAGCUACAGUCUAUGCUAGACAGAUUUGAAAAGCAUAUGAUAGAAAUUCAGUCUAAUGUCAAACUACUAACUGUAGAAAAAGAUAAAUUAAGUAUCCUUUAUGAACAGUCUCAGAAUGAAUUAAACCAUCUACGGAGAGAGAAAAAAACCUGUUUUCUAACAAAAAAUCAUGCAGAAGAAGAAAGAAAUAUUGCAUUGGCUGAUUUUAGAAGAGUAGUAUCAGAGAAAGAAGGACUAAGGGAGAAAUUAAAGAUCCAGCAGGAGGAAUAUACUUUAGAUAAAUUAAAAUUGGAACAGGAAGUAUCAAGAUUGGAAAGCACUCUGAAAAGAUUGGAGACAGAACGUCUUGAUCAAAUAUCUACAGUGUCAUUGUUAAAAGACAAAAUAAGCUCUUUGGAAGAUGAACUAAGCAUUAAGACUCAUCAGCUCUUAAACACAUCUGAAGAUUCUUCACAGUAUAAGACAGAAUUGAGUUCACUAAAACUAUUAAAUGAACAGAUUCAGAAAUCCCUAGAUGAGAUACAGCACCAACUGUCUUUUAAAGAAAAUGAACUUCAAUCAGCUCAAGAGGAAAUUGAGAUAUUAGAGAACAAAAUAGAUACACUCAAUACUAAGAGCUCAUCGCAAAGUGAGACUGUCAUUCUGCUCAGAAGUACUGUUAAUGCCUUGGAUAAGGAAAAAGAUAGCCUUCAGGAAAGCAUAGAUGAAAAAACUGAAAGAAUUGCAUAUCUAGAAGACAAUUUAGCUAACAAGGAAAAGACUCUCCUCAACUUACAAAAAACAGUUGCUCAGUUGGAAUUGUCUUUAGACCAAUUAAAGGAUGCCUUAAAUGGAAAAGACCGUGAACUUGCCAGUCUCCACCGCCAGUUUGAUGCAAUACAUUCAGAGCUUGGAGAAACUGGCAGAAUAAAAGAAAUGGCUUUGAAGGAAAACAGAAGAUUACAGGAUGAUCUAGCCACAAUGACUAGAGAAAACCAGGUAAUCUCGACUGAAUUGGAAGUAACGUUACGUGAAAAAGAAGAACUGAAAGUUAGAGUUCAUAAUUACAUUACUGAAGUGUCCAGAUUUGAAAGUUUAAUGUCCUUAAAGGAAAGAGAAAAUAAAGAAUUAUUGGAGAAGUUCCAGAUGCUUCAUAGCCAAGCCGAAGAUUGGGAAGUGAAGGCCCAUCAAGCUGAGGGACAAAACAGCUCAGUACGAUUAGAGCUCCUUUCAAUUGACACUGAACGAAGACAUCUGAGAGAAAGAGUAGAAUUACUGGAAAAAGAAAUUCAAGAGCACAUCAUUGCACAUCAAACUUACGAAUCUCAAAUCUCUUCAAUGGCAAAAAAUAUGUCCAAGCUGGAAGAAAUUCUCAGACGUGAAAAAGAAGAAAAAUCUUCAAUAAAUCACGAUGUGUCUGCCGUUAGAGAUCUAUGUGUCAAACUGGAAUCUAGCAAAGAUCUGGUCUCACGUCAAUUAACAUCCAAAUCUCUGGAGUUUGAGAGGAUUGUGUCUGAAUUUGAAGAUGCAAAGGCAGAAGGAGAGCUGUUAAAAAAGCAAUUGUCAAGUGAGCGGCUUACAAUACAAAACUUGGAAACGCUCUUGGCUACCAGCAGAGACAACGAUUUUCAGAAUCACUUGAUAACCCAUGAAAAGGAUUCAGAGAUACAGUUGCUCAAAGACAAGUUAACUCUCUCAGAGAGUAAAUUAACAAGUCUCAGUAGAGAAGUUUCUAUACUGCGAAAUAAACUUGCACAGCU
Messenger RNA from Protobothrops mucrosquamatus (brown spotted pit viper), 2399 nucleotides. RefSeq names its product centrosomal protein of 135 kDa. The record is from RefSeq and is a predicted model, not a curated record. The annotation marks the transcript as partial. The transcript is spliced from 17 exons. Lineage: Eukaryota; Metazoa; Chordata; Lepidosauria; Squamata; Viperidae.